AUGUCAGAAGAUAGAAUGAGUGAUCAUGGAAGUAUGUAUCUCCCCACUAUCAUAGCCUGCUUUGGGCCUAGCGGAGACGAUGCACAGAACUUUUCGAAGGCUCAGUCGUUCGAAGCUCCUACCACUCGCUUCGUCUGUGACUGCGGUAAGAGUUACAUGCGUAAAGAACAUCUCCGACGUCAUCAAUCCACUCAUGACGGAGAGCCACAGAAGUGCCACAUCUGUGGGCAGCUCUAUUGGCGCAAAGACGUUCUUCAGCGUCACUUGGCCACUCAUGAAGAUCAUCCUCCAGCUAGACCACGCGCUUGCGAUGCUUGUCGCGCAAACAAGACCAAGUGCGAUGGCAAUGGAGUCGUUGAUUGCACAUUUUGCAAGAAAAAGUCCAUCUCUUGCCACUAUUCUCUGCGUCGCUCGAGGGCUCGAAAAGGCGCUGCUGCGAAAGGAUACGACGCGACACGUUUCGAUCAUCCCUCAUCCCACAAUGCUUCUACAGACGAGCCUGCUCAGAAAGCGGCACCUGCAGUCAUAGCAGAGGCCAGUGGCCUAUCUUCUAUGGCGAACACAGACUCGCCAAGCUCUCAGAAUGCUCCAUCGCCCCCACAUCCGCACAUUGGCACGACUGCUAAGCCUGAGACCCCUAGUGAUACGGCUUAUCUAAAAAUGAUCCUUCAAGAACUAUCUACAUCACCGCCCAGAUCGAGUCCCUUGCAUGACACAGAUUUCCCCGAUACCAUGGAAACGUGGAUGCAAAAUUGCUUUGAAUCUUAUGUUAAUCGUUUUCAUCAUCGAUGGCAUAUCAUUACCGCGCCUACCUACGAGCUCAAGAAGAAGCCUUAUGACAACGCAGCAUCCGUCCUCAUGAUUGGAUCCUAUUUUUCUCACGCAGCAGAACAGACACACUUGAGUAUUGAAAUUCACGAGAAAUUAAUGGGUCAUUAUCUGCAGCUAACAGAAUCGGUAGUAGAAAGCAAAAGGAUACCGGAUACAGUGAGACAGCUUGAGACCUACCAGUCGAUUUUGAUGAAUAUCAUCUUCGGAUUAUCCUUAGCUCAAGAGAGAACCGCAGCACGAGCUAGCCACUUAUGUGGUCGAUUAAUCGAGACGAUGCGGAGUACUGGUUUCUUCGUCCAGUCCCAGGCACAGAGUAUCCUCCAGAGCGAAUUCCCCGGUGAUUAUAGUCCUUGGAUCGGUAUGUUUAUAGACGAGUGGAAAAGACUCAUUUGUAAUCUAUUCAAGGUAGAGACAGAAAUAUCUCUCCUUUAUCGACAGUGUCCCCGGCUGCUCAACAAAGAGCUUAGUAUACCCCUACCAUCAACCUUCUCUUUGCGGAACUGUCAUGAUUUCGGCACUUUUACUCAUCGGGAAAAGCGCGAAAGUUCAGGCCGCAACGUCAAAUUGUCCAUGAUGAUGAGAUAUCCUGACUGGUUCCUCCCUGAUCCAUUACUCGUCGAAGACAUCCACCUCGGCCUUUGUGGUCUGGCUUUCGAUCUCUUCGACCAACCGCAACUUCACUCGGUCUCAAACUCGCGAGAUAAUGCCGCAGCCAUCUCUAGCCGCGCCAACAUUGUGCGACGGCUUGCAAUUUGGGCUGUGCAUAUUCAGGUUAUAUCUGAGAAACUUUCAUCCGACGCAUCUAACCCAGGCGAUCACGAUCUCGUAACUGCGUACCUUCAGCGAGAAGAUGAGACUAGCGCCUUGUCGUAUGAUAGGUCAGUUGUCAAAGAUCGUAUUCAAGAUAUCUUUCAACAGACGACAACGCUGUAUGACAAACUUCAGACUCUACUUUCAGUUGAUGAGCGAAAUUGA
Molecule: messenger RNA, 1806 nt
Organism: Fusarium keratoplasticum
Lineage: Eukaryota; Fungi; Ascomycota; Sordariomycetes; Hypocreales; Nectriaceae
Product: Fungal-trans domain-containing protein
Exons: 6
Coding region: 1-1806 (601 amino acids)
Biological process (GO): regulation of DNA-templated transcription; DNA-templated transcription
Molecular function (GO): zinc ion binding; DNA binding; DNA-binding transcription factor activity, RNA polymerase II-specific
Source: RefSeq, a predicted model, not a curated record